AUGAAAACAUACGCAGUUGUGCUUCUCGUCAUUGCCUCCAUCGCCGCAUAUUUCUGCUUCAUUAUAUGUCUCGGUGAAUACUGCCGCCGCCGGGACAUCCGCCGCCUAAGGCGGCAUGCGGAGGCAAGGACCGUCCCCGGGACCGCCAAUCAACCACCAAUGGCGACCGUCCCCAUUGAAGUCGAGAGAAGUGGAGCAAGUGACGGUGAGAUGAUUAUUCUGGGAGGAGGAGGAGCCGCCGAAGGCGGAGACGGCGGCGCCGUCGGGGAUUCCGGUGGUUGUGGCGGCGGUGGUUGUGGUGGUGGCUGUGGCGGUGGCUGUGGAGGUGGUUGUGGUGGUGGUGGUGGUGACUGA
This is a messenger RNA of Striga asiatica, 354 nucleotides long. NCBI's taxonomy places the organism in Eukaryota, Viridiplantae, Streptophyta, Magnoliopsida, Lamiales, Orobanchaceae. The record is from the annotation of a GenBank genome assembly.